GAGUCAGAGCACACGAUCUACGCGAUUGGCUCGGAAGUGCUCUCUCACUAUACCCAGGAUUCUUUCGUCGACCAUCAGAAGGAGCGGUAUGAGGUGGCUGACCCUGAUAGCCGUCGCGCAUCUCAUCGCCUUCCUCUCAUCGGCAGAAAUAACCUGCCCGCGGAUCCCAGAAAAAUGCGACUGCAAGAUCUCGAAAAGCAUGAUCAUUUUGAGUUGCAAUGGCGAGGACGUUAAAACGAUCGCGCAGACUGUCGGGACCAGUCAAAUCGACGAAUUGCACAUUUUAAAUGGGACAGAUGUAAAAAUCGAGAGCCUCCCGUUCAAUGGACUGCGGACAAUCGCCAUCUUGAACUCCACGCUUCAAUCAUUCUCACCGACGGCGUGGAGACAUGUGGAAGCCACCAUCGAGCACAUCACAAUCAAUGGAAAUGAGUUGAAGACUGUUCCCGUGUUUGGAAAUUUAUCGACGCUCAUGUCGAUGAAUUUGAACAGUAAUCAGAUCUCAUCGAUUCCUGACAAGGCAUUCAACGGACUCUCCGCUUUGACCCAACUUCGACUGGAGAACAACGCGAUUUGUGAUUUUCCACCAAAAUCACUGGAUGCUGUCAAAGCCUCGCUUGUUCUUCUGGAUGUCAGCGGAAACUGCCUCGAUGCUAUUCCGGCUCAAAUUCUUCGAAACGCCGCAAAUCUGAUGUAUUUGGAUCUAGGAAGCAACAACAUCAGCGAGAUCAACAAUUUUGAGUUGAUGAAUUUGCCGUUUUUGAGAGAACUUCGUGUACAGAAUAACACGUUGCGCCGGAUUCAUCCGAUGGCGUUCAUGAAUGUCCCUCAGCUGCAGUAUCUAUAUCUUCAAGAUAAUAUCAUAUCGACACUCGAUGGAAAUCGUCUGCAAGGUUUCAAAAACCUAGAAGUUCUGGAUGUCAGCAACAAUGCUCUUUAUGCACUCCCGUCGCUUAAAGAUCUCCCGAAUCUAAAGCAAGUUCGUGUUGACGGGAAUCUGAUCACCAAGAUCGAAACGUUGGCGUUCUCCAACAAUCCCAAUUUGCAGCUGAUCAGUGUUCAGAACAACAACAUUGUCCAGAUUUCACGGAACUCGUUUGAAUCACUGGAUAAGCUGGUUGUGCUCCUCGUCGGAAACAAUUCGUUGGCAAAGAUUGAGCGUGGAAUGUUCGACGGCAUGAAGAACUUGCAACAGUUGAGCAUUCGUAACAACACUCUGACAGCUCUGGAUGCAUCUUCGUUCGCCCAACUCGCUCAUUUGACUACGCUCGAUCUUGGACACAACAAGAUACACGAUAUCGAGGAAGGAACUUUUGAUAAGCUCUCCAAGCUUUUCUGGUUGGAUCUGUCGAACAACAAGAUUUCCGGAUUCAAAACGAGUGUUUUCAAGAAGAAAAUCUCGAACAUUUUAUUGGAUGGAAAUCAAUUGAUUUGUGAUGAGUCAUUCAAUGAGUUUUUGACGUAUCUGAUCGCAAACAAAGUUCGGACAUUCCUUCCAUUUCAACAGGAAAUCAUGUGCCAUGGUCCAGAGAAGUACGCUGGAGUUCGAUUGAAGGAUCUGAUGAUGAAAAAGGCAAAUGAAACACUUAGUGAGGGAUCUCGAUUGCUUGGAGUUCCACAGGGAAGUAAUCAACAUUCACUUCUCUCAUCAUUCUUACCAUCGUUGGGUCCACUUGGAACUUUGAAUGGAGCUGGAGGUGCAGCAAUUCCUCUUGUGAAUACUCUUACAAAUACGAUCCCAGCUCUUCGUUCAAUCCCUGGCUUCGGUGGAAAUAUUCCUGUUGGUACUGGUGCUUCUUCUGUUCCCAAUAAGAAUCUCAAUGAUGCCAUCGAAGGAUUCACUGGUCCUCUUGUCAGAUUUGCCACGGGCGGGCAGCCGGUUGCCAGUGACAUCGAACAGCUGAUCCGUUCUAUUCCAAACAUGGUUGUCAAUGUUCCAGGAUUCGGUGAUAUCGAUUUGAGCAAAAUGGAUCCAACCAUGAUUCAAUACGUGUUGAACGGUGGUCAGAUUCCCGGAAUCGAUAAAGCUACUCUGGAUAAAAUUGUGAAACAGACGAUGAAUAAGAUGCAUACUGCCGCUGCAGCAAAUCUCGCUGGAAAUCCUGUUGAAGGUCAAGAAAAAGUUCUGCCACCGCUUGAUAAGCUGCCGUCGGGCUUGGUAACUCAAGUAAUGUCUGGUGAGCCACUUCCUGGGCUCAAUGAGAAUCAAACGAAGAUUAUUAUGGAGUACUACACGCAUCAGAUGCCUGGAAUGGACGGUAUACCAGCACGUCCAGUGGAAAGUCAAGGCAAUACGACUGCAAAUAAUAUGUUCAAUCCAGCUAUGUUUGAUCUAUUAAAAAUGCUCCCUCCAGGAUACAAUCUGAGCAAGAUACCGAUGGAAGUGAUAGCUGCUGUGACACGUGGAGAAGUACCAGAUAUGCGUCUAUUACCUGAAGACCUUUUGGAACAUUUCAAACAACACACAACUUCCCUGACAUCAAUGUUCGCUGGAGCCACCGCAAAGAAUAUUUCAAUUGAAGAGAUUCUUGAGAAAUUGCCAGUCUUUGUGAGACCCGAACUUUCAACGUUUGUACCAUAUGAUAUCAACGAGUUGACAAGUGAAAUGGUUUUGGAGCAAGAGCAGAAUGAACGACAUCGUAAUAUUCGAAUCAUCACUGCGAUUGCAUUAGCGUUUGUUGGAGCUGUUACGGUGGUUGUAAUCAUAUUUUUUGUGAACUAUACGAAGAAACAAAGAAGGCUGAGAAAAAGCCUUGUCUACCGAUCAUCACCUUCUUCAUCUGGAUCAUCUGGUCAAAACGCUGCAAAUGAAUCUGGCCGUUCAUCCGCUGCUCCAUCUCCAAUUCGUCCUCCAUUGAUGAACAUCCCAAAGACGCCUAACAACCGUACAAUGGAGAGCACAUUUGGGCAACCUCAGUUGUGCUCCACACUGCUUGAAAAUCCGCAGGCUGUCAGCCAUAGAAGUCGUCAUUAGCAUUUUCAGACUUAAUGGUUUCUGUAAAAUUUAAAUUUCUAAUUUUUCUCGAACUCACAUCCCAAGGUAUUGUCUUUCUCCUUCACUUAUAUCACUUGGUGUUACUUUUACGGGUUACAUUACGAAGUAAAACUAGUAGUUUAGAAUUACUAAAUUGUUGUGUUUAAGAUUAGUCCCCCCACCUCCCUCAAACUUUUUGCUCAUUUGUCGAUUGCCUUCCGAACCCGUUUUGUUUUGCUCUUUCCCGAAUCACCCACGCCAAAACUUUCCCGAUUUGUCUGUUCUAUGUGAAUUCUAACUUUGAUUUGUAUCCUUGUACUAAUUUAUUGCAUUUACAUAUUUAUAUUUUAGGUCCCCACAUUUUCUGAAUGAAGUAUGAUGGAGGACGAAACGGUCCUUCGAAUUUUGU
Messenger RNA from Caenorhabditis elegans, 3383 nucleotides. It is a transcript of the gene egg-6, whose product is annotated as Leucine-rich repeat-containing protein egg-6. The record is from RefSeq and is marked reviewed. The coding region runs from base 89 to 2974 and encodes 961 amino acids. The transcript has 9 exons. Gene Ontology annotation, cellular component: apical plasma membrane. Lineage: Eukaryota; Metazoa; Nematoda; Chromadorea; Rhabditida; Rhabditidae.